AUUGAGGCAUUUCCAUUCCAUGUCCCCGCGGCCGUGGCACGCUCAACCCCUUCAUCAUCCCAAGGCCUCGAGACCCAGGGGCAAGACGACCGGUCAGGGCGGCUUGGUUGCAGCGCGUUGAGCGAAGUCAUGGAUCUUUCAAUCACCAAUUUCAACGUCGUGAUUAGUGUGCUCGGCGGUUGGCUCGUCUUGUUUGGCACAUUUUCGUAUCUCAUCAAAGAGAACCUGUAUCUCUCCGAAGCCCUCGUCUCUCUCCUGGGAGGUGUCACCUUCACCCACGUCGCCAAGCUCCUCAAGCCCGGAGAACACGCCGUCUCCGAAGAUGCCGUGGCCUCCGUUACCCUCGACUUCAGCCGUCUCGUGCUCGGCGUUCAGCUCGUCCUCGCCGGCGUCCAGCUGCCCAGCCGCUACCUCCGCACCGAGUGGAAGUCCCUCUGCCUGCUCCUCGGCCCCGGCAUGAUCGGCAUGUGGACCUGCACCAGCGCCGUCGUCUGGCUCCUCGUCCCGGACCUGCCCCUCGUCCACGCCCUCGCCAUUGCCGCCUGCAUCACCCCGACGGACCCGGUCCUCUCCACCACCAUUGUCAAAGGCCGCUUCGCCGAGGAGAACGUCCCCGAGGACUUGCAGCAGAUCAUCGUCGCCGAGUCGGGCGCAAAUGACGGCCUCGGAUACCCCUUUCUCUUCCUCGCGCUCUACCUCAUUAAAUACACUGAAAGCGACGGCAAUCCGGCCUCGAGCGAGGGCGGCUUCGGUGCCGCGCUGAGCCUCUUCUUCGGGCAGACGUGCGUCUACGUCGUUCUCAUGAGCGUCUUUUACGGCUGGGUCGUCGGCCUGCUCGCGCAGAGGCUGCUCCACUGGGCCGAGCGGCGCAAAUACGUCGAGCGGGAAUGCUUCCUCCUCUUCCCCAUCGGCAUGGCCAUUUUCAUCCUGGGUACGUGCGGUAUGGUCGGCAGCGAUGACGUGCUGGCGUGCUUCAUCGCCGGCAACGUCUUUACCUGGAACGACUGGUUCCGCCUCGAGACGGUCGAAGACCCCGUGCAGCCCGCCGUCGACAUGAUGCUCAACAUGGCCAUCUUCAUGUGGCUGGGCGCCGUUUGUCCGUGGGAGAGCUUCUGGAACUCGGAGCUGGUCAGCCCGUACCGGCUGGUCGCGCUCGGCGUUCUCGUCCUGCUGCUGAGACGUCUUCCCGUCAUUUUGGGUCUGCAUCGCUACAUCCGCCAGAUCCAAGGCCCGCGGCAGGCCCUCUUCGUCGGCUACUUUGGUCCCAUCGGUGUCUCUGCCAUUUUCUACCUCUAUGUCGGUCUCGAGUUCCUGGAGACGCUGACAGAUGACGACGGCCAGCGCGCAGACGCGAAGCAGUUGGGCGAAACGAUGCUGGUCACCAUCUGGUUCCUGAUUAUCUGCAGCAUUGUAGUUCAUGGUACGAGCGUGCCGAUCGCCAAGCUCGGGAAAUCGACAUACCAACGACUCUUCCCUCGCAGCGUUUCUCUGCCCGCGUAA
Colletotrichum orchidophilum is the source of this 1500-nucleotide messenger RNA. RefSeq names its product sodium/hydrogen exchanger family protein. Gene Ontology annotation, cellular component: plasma membrane. Gene Ontology annotation, biological process: proton export across plasma membrane; regulation of membrane potential; sodium ion export across plasma membrane. The transcript has 3 exons. The record is from RefSeq and is a predicted model, not a curated record. Lineage: Eukaryota; Fungi; Ascomycota; Sordariomycetes; Glomerellales; Glomerellaceae. The annotation marks the transcript as partial. Gene Ontology annotation, molecular function: sodium:proton antiporter activity.